UUCACACCGACUCCAAGAUGAUCAAAGCAGUAAUUAUGCUGGUUUGCGCUGCCUUUUUGGCUUUCGCGGGAGCUAAUCCUGUACCCGAACCCGGCUUUGGAGGGCAUGGAGGAUUCGGACACGGUGGGUUCGGACAUGGAGGAUUCGGACACGGUGGGUUCGGACAUGGAGGAUUCGGACACGGUGGGUUCGGACAUGGAGGAUUCGGACACGGUGGGUUCGGACAUGGAGGAUUCGGAGGUUUCGGACACGGCGGAUAUGGUCGCUGAAGCACAGCUUUGACUUCGACCAAAGUUUCUGGAAAAUAAAUAAAAAUAUUAAGUAUUAA
This is a messenger RNA of Penaeus vannamei (Pacific white shrimp), 328 nucleotides long. Lineage: Eukaryota; Metazoa; Arthropoda; Malacostraca; Decapoda; Penaeidae. The record is from RefSeq and is a predicted model, not a curated record.